AUGUCAAACGUUAAGGAGCACGUCAACGUGCGCAAAGGAAACGUCAACAAUGACGUCGCCGCCCGAUUCCAUGACGGUGGCUUGAGUGGAACCUCUGGCCUGGCGUUUCUAGAAUCUUCUACCCGCUUGGCUUCUGAUGAGAUCCUGACCAUUGUUAAGGUUGUCACUCAUUCUGGCACGCAAAUGACGCAUCUCCGUCGGAUGCAGUACGUCUGGGCGGAAGACGACUUUGAGCUCCCCCAGGGGGUGGACCCGCUGGGCGGCGAGGCGCCCGAAGACGGUCGGCGCUACGUCAUGUACCACGGCACCACCCGACAAAGCGCCGAACUCAUCGUGUCGUCGGGCUUCCGCCAGUCGCCCGACGGGAUGCUGGGUCGCGGCGUCUACCUGAGCCGCGACUUGCAGAAGGCCAAGCGCUACCCGCUUCACCACUCCGAAGCCGACAAGGUGGUGCUGAAGGUGGCGGUGGACGUGGGUCGGGUGAUCGCCAUCAACUUCCAGGGGCACCCGCGGCAGAAGACGUGGCACGACGCGCGCCACGGCCCCGUCUUUGACACGGCUUGGGUACCCCCCCAUUGCGGGAUGGUGCCCAGCGGGCUGGAGGAGGACUGCGUCUGGGACCCCCGGCGGAUCGCCGUCCUGGACACCAUUGCGCCCACGCCGCGUGUCCACACUUGA
This is a messenger RNA of Corythoichthys intestinalis (scribbled pipefish), 678 nucleotides long. RefSeq lists its product as uncharacterized. The coding region runs from base 1 to 678 and encodes 225 amino acids. NCBI's taxonomy places the organism in Eukaryota, Metazoa, Chordata, Actinopteri, Syngnathiformes, Syngnathidae. The transcript has 4 exons. Gene Ontology annotation, cellular component: cytoplasm. Gene Ontology annotation, molecular function: NAD+ poly-ADP-ribosyltransferase activity. The record is from RefSeq and is a predicted model, not a curated record.